Molecule: messenger RNA, 1197 nt
Organism: Selaginella moellendorffii
Lineage: Eukaryota; Viridiplantae; Streptophyta; Lycopodiopsida; Selaginellales; Selaginellaceae
Product: quinone oxidoreductase-like protein 2 homolog
Exons: 6
Coding region: 68-1126 (352 amino acids)
Molecular function (GO): oxidoreductase activity; zinc ion binding
Source: RefSeq, a predicted model, not a curated record
UCUCAUGUUAUAAGCGGUUGACAUGGGCGCUCCAUUUUUCCAGGGUUUUUAGUCAAGGGAGGGCGCAAUGAGGGCGCUGCUCGUCAAGUCCUAUGGCGAUCCAACGCUUGCUCCAUCCGAGAAUGGCCCUCUCUUCGUCGACGAGGAUCAUCCACGGCCCCGGAUGGUAUCCAAUUCCUCGGUGAGAGUCCGGGUAGCCGCCGCGAGUGUGAAUUUUGCCACGGUUUUGUCGAUCGAGGGUAAGUACCAGGAGAAGCCGGCGCUGCCAUUCACCCCCGGUGGUGAUUUCUCGGGCGCUGUGAUCGAGGUUGGGGAUCACGUCAAACGCGUUAAAGUGGGGGAUCACGUCUGUGGCGUGGUGGACCUGGGAUCUUAUGCCGAGGAGCUGGUCACUGACGAAAAAUAUCUCUACAAGGUUCCCUCUGGCUGUGAUCUCAUUGCAGCAGCAGGGCUUCCAGUCGCGUUUGGAACUUCACACGUUGGAUUAGUUCACCGAGCAAAUCUUAGACGAGGACAGGUGCUGCUCGUGCUCGGAGCUGCUGGUGGAGUUGGCCUGGCGGCAGUACAAAUCGGCAAGUUGUGUGGAGCGAUCGUUAUAGCUACUGCAAGAGGGAGUAGCAAGACAAGUCUUUUAAGAUCAAUGGGGGCCGAUCUUGCGGUUGAUUCCGGGACUGAGAGCCUCCUCAAAGCCGUACCAGCAUUCUUGAAAAGUAGAAAGCUCUCUGGAGUCGAUGUGCUCUAUGAUCCUGUCGGGGGGAAGCAUUUCAAGGAAGGGCUCAGGCUCUGCUGCUGGGGAGCACAAAUCAUAAUAGUUGGCUUUGCAAGUGGAGAGAUUCCUUCUCUUCCUGCAAACAUAGCACUUGUUAAGAACUUGACAGUCCAUGGACUUUACUGGGGAAGCUAUAAGGUACACCACCCAGAGGUCCUAGAAACUUCCCUACAACAGUUAAUUGAAAUGCUUGCGGAUGGUUCGAUCCAGAUCAACGUUUCACACACUUACGAUUUGUCCGAGGUUAAUUUGGCUUUCUCAUCCAUCGUGCAAAGAGAGGUCUUGGGAAAAGUUGUUGUUGUAUUUGACGGCGACAAGGAGUCGAAGCUUGGUUCCGAGAGAAAGUCUCGACUUUGAACUGGCAACGAGGAAUCUAUACUCUGCUUUCUGCGGAUUAACUAUUAACUAGAUAAGGUUUUUAAUUGAUC